CCUGAGGGAUUGCAUCGAAUCAGAAACAAAGCCACGCCAAAAAAACAUCUUUGAGAAGACGUACCCGGUGCCAGCAAGCAAGUGCCAUCUCCGCUGCUUCCGGAAGGUGCCAUGUUGGCGUAAUCGAAUCCGCCUCCGCCCAUCAUGCUUCCUCCCAUGGUAGGAGCACCUGCGGCAGGCCCAGAUCCACCACAGGAAUCUGCAGCCUCCCAAGAUCCGCCGACGAACGUCUCGCAGGCCAUUUUGUUGCCUCCGCAAUCCGAAGCUCCAGAAAUCAUCAUGGAAGUGGCCUCGAUCAUUACAGUAGCUUCUUCGCUGCCGGCUGCCGCGGCGGAUUCGCUGACACAAAAUCCGGCGAGUUCGGUGGCAGUGGGACAUCCUUCUCCCGGAGAGAGGGCGCUAUCGGCUUCCGAGGAACAGCGCUCGGCCAUGUUGUCCUCGGUCCAUCCCUCCCCGCGGAAUUCCAUGCAAGUGGGUCCCGACCACGGGUUGGUGAAAGAGCAGCUCCCCUUCGCACUUGCUCCAGAAGCUUGCAACACACGGCUUCGGUGCGGUGGCUGGGGUUGCUUCAACAACGAGGCAUCGACGGAUUUGGGGUUGGUCAGGCCGAGGUCGAUGGCGGCCUUGUGGGCACCCUUGGCGAGCCAUUCCUUCGCGUACGGGCAGCGGAACUGCGAGGAAAACUUGGCGAGGGUCGGGUGCAUGGGGGGGUGGUUUGGCGGCAGACCGCUGUUGAGGCCAGCGGAAGGCGAUUCUUCCGACGCCAAAGCCGGGGUGCAAGAUGCGGCGGCAAGGGCCAACGCCAAGCUCUGCGUAGAAAAUUUCAUUUUGCUGGGUAGAUUCUUUUGUCACGUGUUUGAUAAUAUAAAAGUGUCGAUUCGGUAUUGUUGCUUUUUUCACUCUUUUAUCUGAUUUUUUGUAUCCUCUGACUGUGCCGCGACGAAACAAGCGUCCUCUCUCGAAGUCUAUUUAAAGGUGACGUUUAAUAGGUGUGACAGGAGAUGUGAAUCGUGCUCUUUCGAAGUUGGAAAACAUAAGCGGGAAGACAAUACUUGGGUACGAAGUACCGUACUACUUCGGUGUGCAAUAGCACCUCCGCAGGAUAGUUGGACUCGUGCACAAACUACUAAACGUCAGACGAACCAGAUAAAACUCGGUUUUUAAA
Pseudo-nitzschia multistriata is the source of this 1165-nucleotide messenger RNA. The record is from the annotation of a GenBank genome assembly. Lineage: Eukaryota; Bacillariophyta; Bacillariophyceae; Bacillariales; Bacillariaceae.